AUGCCCCCGCUUAAUAACCCAGGAGUCCGUUCAUUCGAUCAUCCACACAGAAACCCCUUUUCACCACUCGCAUGGCGACUGUUCCUGCUGUAUGCAGCAGGGCUAGCACAACCACGACCGCCACCGCCACCGCCACCACCCAUGACCAACAUCGCCAUCGGCAGGACAAUAUUUGCUUCAUCCCUGCUCUCCAAUGAAUAUCCGCCCACAUAUGCUAACGAUGGCAUCAUUCCCCCGAAUGGCGGCAAUAGCAGCACCUUUAUCAGCACCAGGACCCCGGGGGGGCAAUGGCUGACAAUCGAUUUCGUCCGGAACAACAGCACCAACUCCACACCGUCGGUCAAUCUGGCGGUGGCAGAGCUGCAGGUGAUGUACGGCGCUGGGUACGGCAUCGACUCCGCAGCGCUGUCCACCAGCAUCCAGCCUGACGAGGCGGCUUGCUGCCAGGCCUGCUACACCAGCGCCCCCUGCCUGUACUGGGACUACGUCCGCAGCACCGGCACAUGUCGCCUCAAGGGCGACCAGGGGCCCACCCUCCCGCCGGGGCAGUCAAUACCGGGGUUCUACCGGGAUACCGACCGGAUGGCGGGCGCGAAGAGAGGCGUAAGCACCUUCAAUUUAACCACCGUAUGGCAAGAUCCGCGAGCCAUCAGUAUUUUUUCCGAUCCUGAAGCUUUGAACACGGCAAGAAAUCGCACCGGCAAACAAUCCUGGUUCAUCCACUUUCAUAAGACCUUCACGACACCGGUGCCCAUUACGGGAGCCACCUUUCGCCUAGGUGCAAACAGAUACAGCGGUUUAUUAUUCGUCAAUGGGAUAGAGCCUUCGCCCAGCAUUGGUACUGGGGACAAAAUCUACUCCUCCGUCAAUCUUACCGCGGGUUUGAACAUGCUGGUCAUUCGGAUCUUCAACCUGCAAGGAUUUACUUGGGCAUCAGGGUUGCUGUUUGCUCCCAACAAAACUUUACUGCUGGUCCCUCCAACCACCGCCACAAUCACUCCCAUCACCAAGGUUGCCGGUGCAGCCAUUCCCCAGUUCACCCUCGCUGCAGCCGCCAUCAGCUCCCCUACCACCUCUAUCGCCAGGAAGCCGUCAUCGCCACCUGACCUUUCGCGCGGCCAGGGUGCAUCAUUUGCACCAAACACGGACUCCACCAGUGAGGAUCUAUCCACUUCAAUCCACAGCGUAGUUCAACGGGAAUCGGCAGCAGAACCGCCAACAUUAUUAGUAUCAUCUGCUGAGGAGCGCAGCAGCAGCGGCAGCGGCAGCAAGUCCAAAAUGACCUCCGUAAAAGUGGGUAUUUCAGCGGGCGUGACGGCUGCCGCAGUCGUGAUCGCCGCAGUUGUUGGUGUCUACUUGUGGACACGGCAGUGCUACCAAAAGAGGCGACUGCUACAGGGUGGCCUAUCCCUAUCCCUUUCUUCAGCCCGGUUAUUCUACGCAGCGGCGAAAGUCGCGCCCGAGCCUACUCCAUAUGCGAGAAGCCCACCCGUUCCGAGUGUAUGUGAUUGCAGGACGGAAGAGGAAAAAGGGGGUGAUGAUCCGUCUUGA
Volvox carteri f. nagariensis is the source of this 1551-nucleotide messenger RNA. RefSeq lists its product as uncharacterized. The transcript is spliced from 6 exons. The record is from RefSeq and is a predicted model, not a curated record. Lineage: Eukaryota; Viridiplantae; Chlorophyta; Chlorophyceae; Chlamydomonadales; Volvocaceae. The coding region runs from base 1 to 1551 and encodes 516 amino acids.